This is a messenger RNA of Symbiodinium natans, 3522 nucleotides long. NCBI's taxonomy places the organism in Eukaryota, Dinophyceae, Suessiales, Symbiodiniaceae. The record is from the annotation of a GenBank genome assembly.
AUGUCGUGGAUGCAACAACGCGAAGCGAUACGACGUGCAGCCGACGCUGGGGCCAGACCACGGAUCUCAGCGCAAGGCUCGCAGCUACUGCCUCUCAGGGACCACCGCCUGCAGUCCGUGCUCCUCUCGCGCCCGAAUGGCCAGCUCACCCGCGCGGGCCAGUUCUUCUUCGGCCUCACUGGCCGGCGGCCCCCGAACCGCCAGUUCGACGAGGCCCAGCCGCUCAUCCGAGACGGUGCCUCCGACUACAUCCUCAUGAGAGGGGGGACGCGGAAGCUCGUGCGCACCCUGCAGCCCAACGGCCAGUACCAUGUCACCAAACUAGGAAAAGCUUUCUUCAAGGAUAAGUACACGGAGUGGCUUGCGCAUGUGCCCGUGAUCAUCCGGGGCCGCCGGCGGAACGGCAACCCCUACGAGCGCCAUGACUACCUGCCCGUCACCACGCUGGAGCUGGGCCUGUCCCGGCAGAACGACGCCUGGAGCGAGGCGCAGGUCGCCCGCAACGUGAAGGAAGCGGUGCUCCGGCAGCUGGGGCAGCCUGGGGAGGGCGAACCCAUCUACAUGAUCAGUGGGGAAGUGUACUUCCUCCACCCUACCAACGAGUGGGCCUACAGCUCCUCCUCCAUGCAGGUCAUCGACAAUCGGGUCGACACGCAGAUCCGCCUGCGCCAGCCCCUGGGGGCGCUGCGAGAGGUCAGCUACCAGCUCUUCGCUGGAGACCAGAUCCUCGCCAGUGCCUUCGAGGAGCGCCGGGACAUGCUCUGCGUGCCCCGGCAGCUGGCGGAGCUGCUGAAGCUUCCGCUGCAAGAGGUCCUGGAAGACUUUAACUCCAUCUGCCCCGGGAACUGGCAGCAGCGGGGAGUGUCCCCCGCAGAGAUCCGCACCUUCUGCGUGUGGCGCAAUGCGCCCAUGUUCUACGUGGACUGCCGGGGCCGGCUGCUGGACAGCUUCCAGCCCACGGAGAAGGAGGAGCGGGCCGUCGCUUUCACCAGCUGGAACGGCCACGCCUUCUUCUACCGGAGCGCUCGGGCCGUGGCCAGCUGCGACGAGUCGGAGCAGCGGCCGCGCUACCGCCGGCUGAGGCGGGAUACUCCGGUGCCCGAGUUCAAGGACUGGCAGCCCUGGGAUGGAGAGAUCGCCUCCGGCUACUUUUGGACCGAAGACAUUCGCGGGGUGCGCGCGGACUUGCUGGCCCAGGGGCACCACCCGAAGGUCUCCACGCGGGGCCUGUGCGAGUGGUCGGCGCUGCGCCUGCGAGUGCGCGGCGGAGCGGACUGCGUGAUUCGGGAGCUCUGCGAGGAUGCGGCGGUGCUGCAGCAGUGGACGGAGCGCCUGGGCGUGCCCUAUCGCGGGCAGCGCCUGGCCGGGGCCAGCUUGGAGGUCUUCCUGCACCUGCUGCAGGGCAGGCGCGAGGACACGCGGAGCCGCCGGGAGGAGCUGCUGGCCCAACAGCAGGGCAUGUGCAAGCUGUGCGGAGCGCCCAUCGCUCUGGGCACCUUCGAGAUCGAUCACGUCAUCCCGGUCUCCCAGUCCUUCGCCGGACAGCAGCUGGAGCUGCAGGCCCUGUGCUUGGAGUGCCAUCGGACCAAGACCAGCCUGGAGGGCAACCACAGCACCACCCUCGAGAGCCGGUUUUGUCGGUUUGUGUACCAGCACUAUGCGGCCUCGCCUCGGCUGCCCCCCUUGGUCUUCCAGCUGCAGAAGGCAUCGACGUGCGCCGCUGCCCGCUUCCCGCUGCCCGUCUUUUCCCCGCUGGACUGCAUCGACCCCGCGGAGGAGGGCAAGCUCGCAGACCUGACCUGGGUCGAGCUGCCCUGCGACCGCCGCAAGGGCGUGCUGGACCACCUGCCCUAUGUGGGGAGAGGGUGGUACCCCAAGCCUGCGUGCGCCUACAUGCUGGAGGCGGGGCUGGCCAAGUGGAGCCACUUCAAGUGGAGCCUGGACGCCACCGCGCACGUCGACCAGCGAUGCCUGGAGCAGGUCCUGGAGCGCAUGGAGCAGAACUGGCCGGAGGGGGAAGAGCACUACGCCAAGCUGGCCAUCAACAGCCUCGUGGGGCUUUUUGCUCGAAAUCUAGAAUUGGUUUAUUCUAUGAAGACUUCAAACCACGAGGUAGAUGGGGAGGGCUGCAGCUGGCGCCAGACCUUCACGGAUUCCGCCGGCAGAAGGCACUGGGAUCACAUCUUUGUCACCGAGCUGCUCUCCAACAGCAGCUACCGACCAAUUCAUGACUACAUCAUGGGAGCCGAGUACGUGGCGGUGGCCCGGAUUCGGCAGGCCUUGGCGGAGGUGCCGAAGCGCUACCUGAAGAGCAUCAAGACCGAUUGCCUGGUGAUGCAGGACGUCCCGAAGAAGCACCGGCCCGCCGUCGAGCGGCUGCUGCAGAUGUCGCGCCGGGACGGCACCCCCGUCUACAGGUACGAGGAGGUGGCCGGUUUGAAGGGCCAGUACCGCGAGCCCAGCAUGGAAGCGGAGCCCAUCCGAGCGAAGCCGCCGUGGCGCGGAGUGGAGGACCCCGUGGAGCACUGCCUGGACGGCGAGAGCCUGCUGCUGACGGGCUUUCCGGGAACGGGGAAGACCCACCUGGCCAAGAAGAUUGUCGAAGCCCUUCGGGAGCACGGGGACACGGUGCACAUCAUCACCAAAACGCACGCGGCCGUGCAAAAUGUCGGCUUGGGGGCUCAGACGGCGGACCACUGGGCGCGGCGAAACGUGCGUGACGGGCACUGCAGCGCCACGUGGCUGGUCAUCGAAGAGCUGACGCAGUUAGAUACUCCUCUGUGGGCUGACAUAGCUUGUUUGAGCCUGAACAAGAAGAUUCGCUUUCUGCUCUUGGGAGACUUUCGGCAGCUGCCCGCCGUGCUCGAUUCCUUCGCGGGCGCCGAGGUCUGCAAGGAGCUGAAGGACAGCCAGCUGCUGCACGACCUGGCGGGCGGCUGGUGCCACGAGCUCUCGGAGCGCUGGCGCUUCGACGAGCGCAUCUUCGAGUUCCUGACCUGGUUGCGAGUCGACGAGCCCGAGCAGGUCCGGCUGCUUGAGGCAGUGCGGGAGGCCCGGCGGCGUUUCCCGAGGCGGGGGGAGCCCGACGUGAGCCUGGUCAUCUCCCAUGCGAAGCGGCUCCAGAUCAACGAGCGAGAAAACCGCAGGCUGGCGCCCGCCGAUGCCCUGCUGGUGCAGUACGAGGCCCGCGGCGCGGUGCCGACGAAUGCGCCGCAGACCAUGAGGGUCUGGCCAGGGCUGCGGCUCAUCGGGGUCGGUGGGAAGGUGCAGAAGGGAACCUUCCUGACCGUGGAGGCGGUGGAGGGCGACGUCGUGCGCGUGGAGAGCGGCCAAUGCUUCGCGGGCCCGGAGCUGCUGAAGCACACCAGGCUUUGCAGCGCCAUCACCUACGCUUCGGUUCAAGGGCUGACCCUGAGAGGGAGAGUGUGGCUCUAUGAUGUAGAGAGUCCACACUUCACACUCAAGCACCUCUACAUGGGCUGCUCUCGGGCCACCAACUCGGAGCUUUUGAGCGUCUUGUGA